Lottia gigantea (owl limpet) is the source of this 1048-nucleotide messenger RNA. RefSeq lists its product as hypothetical. The coding region runs from base 14 to 1048 and encodes 344 amino acids. The transcript is spliced from 6 exons. Gene Ontology annotation, molecular function: hydrolase activity. Lineage: Eukaryota; Metazoa; Mollusca; Gastropoda; Lottiidae. The record is from RefSeq and is a predicted model, not a curated record.
GAUUAAUAUCAGAAUGGGACUGUUUAGUAUUAUGUUCUCUACUGCAACUUUUGCAGUUGGCUGUGUGUUUGGUACCCUUGUUAUGAUAAGGACAUUUUGGUUUGUUGUCCGAAAUCCAAAAAGGGCGUUUUAUGUCAAGGAAAGGAUGGACCCACCAAAAUGUUUACUUGACCCAAGUUUAGGAACCCACCACUUCAUUCACUUGGAGAAUGUUCGACUACACUAUGUAGCUAAUGGUGAGGAAGGUAAACCAUUAAUGUUAUUUGUUCAUGGUUUCCCUGAAUUCUGGUAUUCAUGGAGAUAUCAACUUACGGAAUUUUCCAGAGAUUACAGGGUUGUAGCUAUAGAUCAGAGAGGUUACAAUGAAUCAGAUAAACCGGCUGGGAUCAUGAAUUAUAAAGUUUCUGACAUGGUUACAGAUUUAAAACAGAUUAUUCCAGCUUUAGGAUAUAAAUCAUGUAUUCUAGUUGGACAUGAUUGGGGAGGAGCAGUUUGUUGGGCUUUUGCUAGUAAAUAUCCUGACCUCAUAGAUAAAUUAGUGGUAAUGAAUUGUCCUGAUAUGGGGUCUUUUCUACCCUAUGCUCUUGCAAAUCCUUCACAGCUUCUCAAAUCUUGGUAUAUUUAUUUAUUUCAGUUGCCAUGGAUACCAGAAUUUAACUUUUGGUUAAAUGAUUAUAAGAAUAUUGAGAUAAUAUUCAGUGGUAAAGGAUCAGGUGUUAUGUGUGGAACUAUUAGUAAAGAUGAUAUAGAAGCUUAUAAAUAUGCCUUCAGUCGACCAGGUGCAUCUACAGCAGCCAUAAACUAUUAUAGAGCUGCUACUCGGACAUUUUCUAGACAAGAUGCUACACAAAUCAACAUUCCAACUAAAAUCAUAUGGGGAUGUAAAGAUGCAGCAUUAGAAAAAGGGUUAGCUGAAAUUUGUAAGAAAUUUGUCACCAAUCUAAGUAUUGAUUAUUUAGAAGAGUCAUCACAUUGGGUACAAAUUGAUGAACCUGACAAAGUCAAUCAAAUUAUCAAAGCUUUUUUGAAGGAUGAACAAAAUAAGUGA